This is a messenger RNA of Ciona intestinalis (vase tunicate), 1300 nucleotides long. RefSeq names its product cytochrome b-245 light chain. The record is from RefSeq and is a predicted model, not a curated record. Lineage: Eukaryota; Metazoa; Chordata; Ascidiacea; Phlebobranchia; Cionidae. Gene Ontology annotation, molecular function: heme binding.
UUUUUGCUGUAAGCUCCCAAUCUUUUGACAUUUCCAUGAAAAAGGUGACGUCAUUAUAGUUCGGGAACUUCCCUUUCCGUUAUUUCCUGCUGAAGUACUUCGUAUACAGCACUAAAGUGUCAAGAAGUAUUGGUAGGUUAGGUUACAAAAAACAUGCCUUCCUCGAGUAGCAAUAUACGAAGUAUACAGUGGGGAAUGUGGGCGAAUGAAACUGCUCUUCUUGGUAGCUAUGUUCUGACUCUUGGAGGAAUCAUUGGAAUUGUUGGAGGAUUACUCAAGAACUUCAUGUUCUGGUUACCAAUUGGAAUAUACGGAGUUGUGUUUGGCAUUUUAGUUGGCUUACUUGAAUAUCCAAGAGGAAAGAAGAACAAAGGAAACACUCUGCUUAGAAGUGGUCAGUCCUGUUUUUCUACUAUGGUCAAUAAACUACCGUUUGUCAGCAGCUAUUAUUUUCGUGCAAUAGCAUACUUCAUAGUCUGCAUACCUGGAAUCAUUAGUGUUCCAACGUUUCUUGGUUCAGUCUGUGUGAUUGUUGGCAGUGGUAUCUAUUUGGGGGCUGCUUUACAUAAAGAAAGAUGGAAUCCCAUAGAGUCUCGUCCCCAAGUCCCAUCCACAUCAAAUGACAUCACGCAACCUCCGAGCCAACCCCCACCUCGCCUUCCACAAAACAAACAAAUCUAAAUCCAAACUUUGCCAAAAAAGUAUCCAGAUUUAUAAUCAAUGGUUCACAAACUAAUGUAUAACUAACUAUAACAUAUCAUAAUUUUAUUUAUCUCUUCGGAAACAAUAGCCAAAAGGCCCAAAAUUAUGAUAUUUGAAGAACUGAGAGAAAGUAGUUAACAGCAAAACAACAGUUGUUAAAACAUGCUAUGGAUAAAAAUGUAGAAAGCAUGUCAGUUAAAAAGUGUGGCUGUUGUAUCCAAAUACUUAAUGAAUGAAUAGUUUUGGCUUAUUUAUUGUACCGUAGCGGUUUUAUGCAGUUAUAACAUAGGUUUUCUGUUUCUAACAGCUCGUGAUUGCUUACAGGUUACCACAUAUGCAACUUUGUUUAUGAUUGUUUUUUGGAUUUUUUUCUGUAUAGCUGAUUUUAAUUGAAUGAAAAGGUUUUUGUUUGAAGUUGUAUAGAGUAUACACAAAGUUUAGCUGGUUUUUAUGAAUGUAUUGUACUCUUAUUAAUCUUAGUUAGUAUUUUAAUAUAUUGUUAUAUUGCAUUUGUGUCAAUUAAUUGUUGCAUAAAUACUUCAUUGUAAACUACAUUCGUGCACUUAAGCAGAUACUUUAAUAAAUAAGGUUUUAACUA